AUGGUCCAGUGGUUCAAACCAGUGCUAUUGCUGGCAGCUCUGCUGGUGACCGCUGAAAGUGCAUCGAGAAGAAACAAGUACGAAGUCAGUGUCAAACAUGGUCCCUUCGAGAUCCACCAGAGGCACGUGAAUGCGAAGCCAUUCAAGGAGCCCAGUCGGGAUAAGACGGGGUCAAUCGGUCAGAAUAAUCCACAGAUUGGGUACCGGAAGGAAGUGUCUCGAUCGGAAGAGAUCUAUGAACCACGGAAAAAAGGUCGCAAACGUGAUGAAAAGUGGGAACCGAAGAUGAGAAGUGGAACUCAACGUCAUGGAUCUAGUAGUAAUCGAGGUAUGAAGAAUUCGAAGUUGAGUGGUUCCUGGAGUUACACGACGACUUUUGAACCAUCGACGGAGCCUAGUACGACUAACGCUCCAAUGUAUUCCCAAUUUGGGCAACGGCAGCCUGGAGUAGCGAGAAAAACGACAACGACUCAGUUACCUCAUCAGGAGGAAAAUUGGAUAUCUAGUACGCCCAUCUAUCAGAAUUAUGAGAAGACCGAACGGUUCAUUGAUCCCAACCUUUCGCAUCAUGAAUAUGUGCCAGACUUUAGAAAAAUGCCUCUUAAACCCAUCACCUUUUACAAAACACAGAGUGAAAGCUACGGGAAAAUUCGAAAUCAUGAACCAAUCCAGAGCUCUGAGGAGAAUGAUUUCCAACGGACGACGGUGGCUCCUCAGACUGAGCAAAAUUUGAUCGUCGUUAAUCCAGUCACUCCCAGUGUCCUUUUCCGUAAUCCUCAGCUGCGAGUUCCAUUUAACAGUGACAAAAUCGGUCCCACUCAAUUUAUUCCACCUCCGAAAGAAACAACCUCUACAACGGCAGCUCCCACAACCACCACUACGACCACCACCACAGUUGCACCAACCACUACUACUGCUCCAAGCCGCCCGCAAGAAGUUUCCAUCAACGAAAUUGAUGACAGUAACACCAUCUACCUGUUGGUCAAAUACGAGAAACCUCACAACGGUAAACAAGCAAAAGCCAACGUCCUAGAGAUUCUCGGAAAACAUAGCCAAGUCGUUCAGAACAUAGGACGUAGCCAACUGAGGAAAGACUUCAAUCAAUAUCCAAACAUGGAAGAAACAGUUCGGGAAAGCUUGAAAAACGUCAAUCUGAAUAGCGUGGAGGUGACAACUGCCGGCUAUUCCGUUAGCGAGAAUUUGGGAAGUGACGAAAACAAUCAAAUUUCAACCCCCUUGGCCCUCGUGGGACCUCCCAUGCGAGGAGAUCAAACGAAUCAAGCGAACCAGAAUAGACUGCCUUCAGGUUUUCCAAUCCAGCAGAAUCUCCUUGCUCAAAACUAUUUGCAACAACAGCAGAAUAGCAACGGUCUUCAGCAUAACUUCCAGUUCACUACCACCCAACCUAACCGGCAGGUUACUCAAGAUAUCCAAAGACCCGUUCAAAUCCAAAACCCACAAGCCUUCCAGACCGGAUUCAUUGUUCCCACGACAUUCUGGGGUCUCCAGAUGAAUCAGGUACAGCAGCAGCAGCCACAGCUAGGCUACAUUCAGCACAAUGCGUUCCGCAUUCAGCAUAUGCCAGGGCAACAACAGUUCGGUCAGAUGCAAAACAACAACAACCAACAAACAGUUCCCAAUAGCCAACAGGCGUCUCAAAUCAAGCUGGAAGAUCAAGGUGACCCAAGGAUCCAACUUGAUCGUAGCUCGAAAACUCCCGUCGAGGAACCUAGCGGAAAUUCACUGCAGCAGAACUCCCAAUCGGAGGAAUACAGUGAACCUACCCUACGUGAUAGCUACGGAAAGUACGUGAGUGAAGACUAUCAGGAUUACGACGAAGCCAAAGGGGCACGACGGCCUGAUACGCAGAAUACGGAAGCGAUUGUAUCCUCAAUGGAAGCCAUCAACGAAACUACAGAUCCUCUGGAGUUGACGCGAAUUUUGGUAAGCCGCAAUGGAGGACUCACUGUUGAGCAGUUCAAUAGACUGUUCAAGGAUUAUCUGGACAAAGAGCUGACGGAGAGUGAUUUGGAUAGUUACGAGCAUGUUUUAGAGGCUGCUGGUGGUUCGGGCAGGUCUAGUUCUGGAACGCAGGAUGGGCAAUCGAUCAUGGCGAUGGCAGAAAGUGGCGAAUCCUUUGAGCAGAACCAACAACAACAGCAUGAUAACUUCGGACGCGAUGUUUCCGGUUCAUCAGAAGCAGAUGACGAAAUCCGAGUGCAGAUUAAUAAAAUUGGAGGUCGACAGGAGCCGAUCGUGAAGAUAGGAUACGGGAGUUCCAAGUCCCAUCAGGGAGUGUACAAAUCACCAAAGUUCUUCGAAAAGCUAAGAGAGAGCAGUCGAGAGGAGGAUCAGACGGAGCAAUGGGAAGCACCGGAACCACCGCAGCAGUCUGGACCUAGGGGAUUUGAGGAUAAUCCUGUGUUUGGAUUUUCGGCUCUCAAAGGAGGAUCCAGGCAGCAGCAGCAGCAGCAGGAGAACAACCAGAAGUUCGAAGAAUCGCAGAAGCAGCAAGAGCAGCAGGAGAAUAGCGUAAGAGAAGAACCUACCAACAGUGGCCAUCAAGGAGGACUAAGUUAUAUUAAGUUCGAAAAAUUUAAUUGA
Ochlerotatus camptorhynchus is the source of this 2604-nucleotide messenger RNA. RefSeq lists its product as uncharacterized. The transcript is spliced from 2 exons. Lineage: Eukaryota; Metazoa; Arthropoda; Insecta; Diptera; Culicidae. The record is from RefSeq and is a predicted model, not a curated record. Bases 1 to 2604 code for a protein of 867 amino acids.